Messenger RNA from Platichthys flesus (European flounder), 2857 nucleotides. RefSeq names its product TNF receptor-associated factor 6 (gene traf6). Gene Ontology annotation, molecular function: ubiquitin protein ligase activity; tumor necrosis factor receptor binding; zinc ion binding. Bases 83 to 1807 code for a protein of 574 amino acids. NCBI's taxonomy places the organism in Eukaryota, Metazoa, Chordata, Actinopteri, Pleuronectiformes, Pleuronectidae. The record is from RefSeq and is a predicted model, not a curated record. Gene Ontology annotation, cellular component: plasma membrane signaling receptor complex. The transcript has 8 exons. Gene Ontology annotation, biological process: regulation of canonical NF-kappaB signal transduction; positive regulation of JNK cascade; interleukin-1-mediated signaling pathway.
CAAGUGGAGGAACCGAACGGCGUGACUGUUUAUUCAAGUGCUGCUGCGGACACAGGUUCGAAACCCCGUCUCUUAACUGCAGAUGGCCUGCUAUGAUGCCAACAAGGGGAGUCUGGAGGAGGACAGCUGCGAUGGAGAUGUUGGUGGAGAGCUGUCUGUUUGUGGCUUGGCGAUGCUGGAAAAAGAGCGAGAAUCCCUUUUUUUCAGCCCAGUAGAGACGUUUGGCAACCUCACCCUUGGCAACUCCACCAGUCUUCAGGCUGAUAUGCCCAUCCAGGGUUACGACGUGGAGUUUGACCCGCCCCUGGAGAGUAAAUAUGAGUGUCCUAUCUGCCUCAUGGCUCUCAGGAAUGCUGUUCAAACACCCUGCGGUCACCGUUUCUGCAAGAACUGCAUUGAGAAAUCCAUUCGUGACACGGGACAGAGAUGCCCUGUGGACAAUGAAAUGCUGACAGAAGAUCAGCUGUUUCCUGAUAACUUUGCCAAACGAGAGAUUCUAUCGCUAACUGUUCGCUGUCCAAACUCUGGUUGUGUUGAUGAAAUGGAGCUUCGACAUUUGGAGAAUCAUUUGGCGCAGUGUCAGUUUGCGACUGCGACUUGUCUACAGUGCCAGCAGUCGGUGAGAAAGAGCCACUUAGAGGAGCACACCACUGUCGAGUGCCAGAGGAGGCCUGUGUCCUGCCCUGAUUGUGUGGAAUGCUUCGUCUUUGAGGAGAGCGAGCUUCACCAGCAGCGGUGUCCCUUUGCUAGCGUGAACUGUCAGUACUGUGACAUGGAUCUCAUCAGAGACCAGAUUGAAUCUCAUUGUGACACAGAUUGCCCAAAGGCCCCCAUCGCCUGUAACUUCAGCACCUUUGGAUGUAAGGAAAGGAUGCAGCGCCAUGACCUGGCUCAGCACAUGCAGGAGUUCACGCAGAUGCACAUGUGGUACAUGGCUGAGUUCCUGCGUGGCCUUAGCCUCAAUGGCAACACGCCCAAAGCCCUGUGGGCGAGUGGACCUUCUGUCUCUUCCGAGGAUCAAGGAGCUGCAGCAUCGCUAUCUUCCUCUGGAGGGCUCAGAGGAGCUGCAGGCGGCGGCGGUGGCAACUGUGCUUCAGCAACUCAGCCGAAUGAAGAGAUGCAGCGGCUCAGAGAGAUGGACGGACGAUUGGUGAAGCAGGACCAUCGGCUAGUUGAGCUCUCCAUCUUAAAGGAAACACAUGCAGGUCAGCUUGCAGAGCUCCGGAAUAGGGUGUCAAUGCUGGAGGACACGGUGAAGGAGCUGGAGGCCCAGCAGUGCCGCGGUAUCUUCAUCUGGCGCCUCAAAGGUUUCUCUGCCCACAUGCGAAACCAAGAAGCUGGACUCACGGUGGUCGAGCACAGCCCUGGCUUCUACACGGGCUACCCGGGCUACAAGCUGUGCCUGCGUUUACACCUGCAGACGCCCAACGCCCAGCGCUGCUCCAACUACAUCUCCCUCUUUGUCCACACCAUGCAGGGAGCUUUCGACGGGGAGCUGACCUGGCCGUUCCAAGGCACCAUCCGGCUCGCCAUCCUCGACCAGGGCCCUGAGGGUCAGCAUCACAUGGAGGUGAUGGAAACCAAACCAGACCUGCAGGCCUUUCAGAAGCCCACCAUCCAGCGCAAUCCCAAAGGAUUUGGCUAUGUUACCUUCAUGCACCUGCAUCAGCUGAAACAGAGAGCCUAUGUCAAAGAUGACACCUUACUUAUCCGCUGCGAUGUGACGUCGCGUUUUGACAAUAUGCCGAAUCGUGAGGCACUGGCGGUGCAGCCUCGAGGGCCCGAGGCAUCGGUUUCAAGGGACUAGAGUCAAACCCACAUCUAUGGGAUUGUCAUUAUGCUGACACAUAUAUAUAUAUAUAUAUAUAUAUAUAUAUUAUAUUAAUAGAUGAAUACAAUACAUUCAUUUAAAGUUCACUUUUCAAUACGUGUUCAAAUAGUUCAUGUAUAAUCAGCUCCAGAUGUCCAGUUAAAGAUGUGUUUGUGCUGCUGCAGAAUGAGCAUUACUACAGACAUGGCUCUCUGCUUGUGGUUGUUGGAGGUGGUACAAAUAUUUUUCAAGAUAAAGAGUUUAAGGCCUCUGGUGUCUCUCUGUUGCAGUGUUUGGUCAAAUAGAUCACAUUCUUUUUAACCUUAUCCUCUUCUAACCUCAUCCACGUGUAUGUACAGAGAGUGCUGGUGAAAACCUGCUCACAAUCUGAAAGCAAAAGCAAGUCUGGUCAUGACCUCUAAACAGAAGAAAGGCUAUGUGUGUCAGCUGUAUGGUUUCAUUUUCAUUUUUAUGUUGGAAAUGUGGUUGCGGGAACCUUGUUAGUAUCUUAGAAAUGUUUCGAGAAAGACUGAAGAGAAAGUGUGAAAGUUGGCUUAUUUAUGGAUGUUUAUGGACAAUGCAAGUUUCAGAAUAUUCACAACUCUGCUUUGUGAGGAAGGAAAUGAACUUGUUGGACCUUAAAGACACUCCAGUGUAAUUUGUCUUAACAGUACAGCUCCACAGGGUUCUUUAACAGAAGGUUAUUGUAAGGAUCGGGAAUAUCCGUUUUCGAAUUCAUGUGCUCUCCAAAAGCAAACUUUCAGUCAAAGAUUUCUUUCUUCAAUCGACUGACCUUGUUGUGUCUCUUUGACGCACAACUUUUGUCAACACGAAGCAUUUUUCUGUUUCGUCAACAUUGUUUAUUUUUGCUUAACGCAUGACAGCGGAGCGGAACUGCUCAUUGUACUUUUUAUUUGUGCCUUUCACUCGUAGCUCCUGCCAAAUGUGACUUAAACGAAAAUUUCGAAAGUAGAUGUACAUCACAUACUCUGAUAUAUUAUGCUGCCUGUUAAGCUUUUAAAAAUGUGGAUAAAAGAUUUUACGCUU